UAAAAAUUGGACUAAAACAAGAGAGAGCUCACACAUCUAAAAUCUUCUCUUAUUACAAAAGAACUAAAAGAAGAUGGAUCAGUCAUCAUCAACGUUGCUUAUAAACCAGAGAAAGUCAUCAUCGUCUCCGACGAGGAUACCACCGAAGCAGAAGAGGAAGUCAACGACGACCAACAAACCCAUCAAAGUCCGUUACAUAUCUAAUCCGAUGAGAGUCGAGACUUGUCCUUCCAAGUUCAGAGAGCUUGUUCAAGAACUCACCGGUCAAGACGCCGCCGAUCUACCACCGUCACCCACCACUUUCGUCGCCGCAGAUCCCCACCGUCCGUGUGAGUCGGAGAUGAACUCUGAGCCGUUGGAUGGUGAGGUUCGUGAGUAUUAUUCACCGUUGGAUGAGGAAGUGUUUAAUGCUCCUCAGAUGUCGGCAGGUCUUUCUGGUUUUUUCUCGUCUGGGUUUUACAAUGUGAAUGCUUUAGGAAGCAUUGGUUCUCUCUGAAUAUCUUCUACUAUUAAAAACAAAAAAAGAGUCUUUAGUUUCCGGCAGUGAAACACCGAUCACGAAGAAUAAACCAUCUAUAGUUUUAGGGUUUUCUUUUCAUCAAAACCUAUAUAUAGAUAUAUAACAUAUAUAGUUUUUUUUUUUGUCGCGAAUUAUUUGCGUUUGUGAGUAUAUAAACAGCAAAUCUUUUAAGCGAGAAAUCUUUCAUUUGUUUGUGUGUUUUUUUUAUAAUAAUCAAACAGUAUUAGGUGGGUUUAUUUGUGUAAAUAUGUAAUAGCCUCAAGUAGCUUAUAAAAUUUUCCAAUUUGGUGGUAAUGAUUUUGUGAUCAGUUUAAUCUCCGAUGUAAAUGAUCACAAACGGAAAAGAAAUAAUAGUCCAUUUAGAGCUUUUAAGUUAUCACGGACUUUAGUAGAACAUUUGGAUAGAUGUAUGAUGUAUCGCUCUUGUUUUUUUUUGGAUGACCCCAUCUCUGUAUAAUAGACGCAAUAAUACAAUUAUAUUUCAAUA
Molecule: messenger RNA, 1007 nt
Organism: Arabidopsis lyrata subsp. lyrata
Lineage: Eukaryota; Viridiplantae; Streptophyta; Magnoliopsida; Brassicales; Brassicaceae
Product: sigma factor binding protein 2, chloroplastic
Exons: 1
Coding region: 74-496 (140 amino acids)
Source: RefSeq, a predicted model, not a curated record